This is a messenger RNA of Hepatospora eriocheir, 585 nucleotides long. The record is from the annotation of a GenBank genome assembly. Lineage: Eukaryota; Fungi; Microsporidia; Hepatosporidae.
AUGGAGGUGAAGUUAAUAAAUAAUAAAGAAAGAAUUAAAAGAAAAGAGAAAUUACUAAUAGCAGUACUAGGAGAAGAGAAUACAAAUAAGACAGAAUUAAUAAAGGCUUUAACAAAACAAGAUCCUAAGAAAGAAACAAUGAUGGACACAUACACAGAGAGAAUUAGAAAUAAUAAUUUAGAGUAUAAAGUAGUAUUUUGUGAUAUUAAAUAUUCAAAUGAACAAUUUGAGAAAUCACUCAUUAAAGUAUCUGAUAUCAUUAUGUUGGUGUAUUCAACAAAUAGUGAGAGUAGUGUUGAAAAAAUAAAAAUAUACUCUGAAUUGAUAAAAAGUAUAAAUUCUAAAUCAGCAAUCAUUUUAAUAGGAAAUGAAGAAAAUCAACUAAAAGAUGAAAUUAUAACUAAUUAUUCAUUUAUCGUAUCAACUCCAACAAAUGAAGGUAUAAAAAAGUUAAGAGAAUUUCUAACUAAAUACUCCUAUAAACAAUUUCAUAUAAAACAAGAAGAUUCUUCAUGUAAUUCAAUUACAUCUUGUUGGAAUUGGUUUUUAGAGUUAGUUAAUCUAAGAAAUAAUUUUUACAGAUAA